AUGAAGAUGAUUGCCAGUAUGAUCAGGGUGCCACUCCGCCUCCUCCACGAGCUGAUGUCGUCGGUGAGAAGGUUGAAACCCACAUCGUUGUCGAUUGCUUUGAAACUAGAUCAACAGUGCGGCUUUGCUAUGCGCUAUUCAUGGUGCUACCGUGGAAAUACUUUAUUUGAAGAUGGUGAUGGUGCAAAUACAUUCCGUGCUUUUAACCCAACUCAAGCCGAAGAAACUUAUUCAAUGGUCACCGCCAACCGCUUUUGGUCCCAAAUCUUUGGGGUUGCUUUUUCUAAUAAACUAACCAGUUUAUGGAUGAGUGCUCUUGGAGUAGUCGGUCUAGCCCUAAACCUACGUGCCUAUGACUUCGUUUCUCAGGAAAUUCGCACAGCGGAAGAUCCUGAAUUUGAGACUUUCUACACCAAAAACAUUCUCUUAAACGAGGGUAUUCGUGCUUGGAUGGCGGCUCAAGAUCAGCCUCAUGAAAACCUUAUUUUCCCUGAGGAGGUUCUUCCCCGUGGAAACGCUCUUUAA
Rhododendron vialii is the source of this 525-nucleotide messenger RNA. RefSeq names its product photosystem II D2 protein-like. The record is from RefSeq and is a predicted model, not a curated record. Bases 1 to 525 code for a protein of 174 amino acids. Gene Ontology annotation, cellular component: chloroplast thylakoid membrane; photosystem II. The transcript has 3 exons. Lineage: Eukaryota; Viridiplantae; Streptophyta; Magnoliopsida; Ericales; Ericaceae. Gene Ontology annotation, biological process: photosynthetic electron transport in photosystem II; photosynthesis, light reaction.